This is a messenger RNA of Hemiscyllium ocellatum (epaulette shark), 1556 nucleotides long. It is a transcript of the gene borcs7, whose product is annotated as BLOC-1 related complex subunit 7. The transcript has 5 exons. Lineage: Eukaryota; Metazoa; Chordata; Chondrichthyes; Orectolobiformes; Hemiscylliidae. The coding region runs from base 12 to 341 and encodes 109 amino acids. Gene Ontology annotation, cellular component: BORC complex. The record is from RefSeq and is a predicted model, not a curated record.
CGGGGGGUAAGAUGGCGGCGGCGGCGGCGGGGACAGCGGCGGACGCUCAGGCCCGGUACGGGCAGUCGGUGAAGGGUUUACUGUCGGAGAAGGUCUCCACCUGCACCACGGAUGUUAUCGCUCUCACCAAACAGAUCCUGAAGGGGUCCCGCAGCUCAGAGCUCCUUGGUCAAGCAGCUAGAAACAUGGUGAUGCAGGAGGAUUCGAUACUACACUCUGAGGAUAGCCUGCGUAAAAUGGCAAUUAUUACAACACAUCUACAGUACCAGCAGGAAGCUAUACAGAAAAAUGUUGAACUUUCUACAAAUCUUCAAGACCAGCUGAAGCAUCUGUUGAAAUGAGAUGAAAGAUGGCGUGAAGGUGAAUAAGAGGAGCUGAAGCCCUGCAGGUGGUGAAGUAUGAAGGGGCGGAGGGAAGGAAACUGUGAGAGCUACAAUCCACCAAGAACCAUGUUCUUAAGCAAACCAUUCAGCUUUUAUGUGCAAUGUUUAGAACCUUUUCCAGGUGCUCCUUUGACUUAGUGGUGAUGAAAAACACAGUGGCUUCUGCUCAGGUCAGAUACAUAGUGUGCCUGUUGAGUAUGAACAAGUUGGCUUUGUAUGUGUAUAGAUUAUUAACAACAAGAUUGGCUACAGUCCUUUACAUGAUAGUUCAGGGGAGGGGGAUCAGAUAAUGGGGAAUUCUAUAUCUUGUGCAGAGUCUGAAAGUGCUGACUUUGCAGUGCAACUUUUAUAGUCAUUAUGUAUGCAGUACUGAUAUGAAUUUCUAAGUCAUUAAUACUUGAAUGCGCAGUUAAAGGUAGAGAAUUGAUAUGUUUGAGGAGAAGAAUCCAGACAAUAAUACUGCUGUACCUAAUAUUUGAUGUUUCUUACAAGGUUGAUACUGUAAUGUCAGUGCACUGAUACAUUAAAAUGUAUUCGUGAACAGUGAUAGAAUUGAGUGCUUUGCAUAUGUUCUAAUUGCUUCCUGGGUUAAACAUCAAUGGUGCGCUGUCAAUAUUCUUAGCUAAAUUACCAUUGGAAAAAUAAGGAGUGAUAAGGGCGUUUGUCAGUGAUUUAUAGGCAUUUUAAAGUGUAUUUCAUAUCGAAUUGAACAACUCCAUAAACAUUGGCAAAACAGGCUUUCAGAGCCCUCAGAUUAAUAUUGUAUAAGGUUCACUGCUAAGUUAUAUUUGUCAGUGGAAGUGGCAUUAACAUUUUGUUACAUUGUCCAAUGUAGGAGAGAUCCCAGCUCUUUAAGAAUUAUUGACAGCUUGUCUUUGUGGUGACUGCUGCCUUAAUCUUUCCUUUUCCAAUGUUGUUUGGGUCCAUGCUUCCCCUGUGUAUAUGCAAACUGCCUCAUUCUGCACACUAGUAUCCAGGAAUGUGACAAUGUAAUAAGUACCAAGUUAACAUGCAGGCUUAAUAUACUGUAGCAGAACCCUCUGUAUAAUAUGUGUAAUCAUGCAUUGUGAUGUUAAAAUGUAUAUCUGAUUUUUUUUUUACUUGUUACAAAACUGAAUUUAAUAACUCAAGCUGAAUUAUUAAAGCACACAUGCAAUGUGUUAUUUCUUGUUC